Messenger RNA from Oncorhynchus kisutch (coho salmon), 2541 nucleotides. RefSeq names its product broad substrate specificity ATP-binding cassette transporter ABCG2-like. Gene Ontology annotation, biological process: transmembrane transport. The transcript has 16 exons. The record is from RefSeq and is a predicted model, not a curated record. NCBI's taxonomy places the organism in Eukaryota, Metazoa, Chordata, Actinopteri, Salmoniformes, Salmonidae. Gene Ontology annotation, molecular function: ABC-type transporter activity; efflux transmembrane transporter activity; ATP binding. The coding region runs from base 128 to 2089 and encodes 653 amino acids. Gene Ontology annotation, cellular component: plasma membrane.
UGUGCACGUGACAUUACAACUUGACAUUUGAAACAAUCCACAUCACAGUCCACUGCAAGGAGAAUUAGGAUUACAACUCGGUAGUUCAGCGUUGAACUCUCCAUUUCCAGUCGCAAGGACCUUCAGAAUGUCGGAGAAGUACAAAAGCCACAUCCUGGUGAUGGAGGACCGAGGGACUAACGGGUCUCUUGAGUCUACCGGUACCGCCAAGUCCCCUCAAGGUUCAACCGUUAGUUUCCAUAACGUCCACUAUAAGGUGACGCAGAGGAGCGGCUGUCUGUGUAUCAAGAGGAAGACCACCAGCAAAGACAUUCUCAUAGAUCUGAACGGUCUGAUGAAACCAGGACUGAACGCUAUCAUGGGGGCCACAGGAAGCGGGAAGUCAUCGUUUCUGGAUGUGCUGGCAGCCAGGAAGGACCCAGCAGGCCUGGCUGGAGAGGUGUUGAUAGACGGAGCUCCUCAACCUCCCAACUUCAAAUGUCUCUCAGGAUACGUGGUCCAGGAUGAUGUGGUGAUGGGAACUCUGACUGUGAGGGAGAACUUCCGUUUCUCUGCAGCGUUGCGUCUUCCGUCCUCCAUCAGCCAGAAGGAGAAAGAGGACAAAGUCAACCGACUCAUCACAGAACUGGGCCUCACUAAAGUAGCAGACUCACGGGUUGGUACCCAGUUGAUCAGGGGAAUAUCAGGAGGGGAAAGGAAGAGGACAAACAUCGGUAUGGAGCUGAUCAUCGACCCUCCUGUUCUCUUUCUGGAUGAACCCACCACCGGCCUGGAUGCGAGCACAGCUAACUCUGUACUACUACUUCUCAAGAGGAUGUCUAGUCAUGGCCGUACCAUCAUCCUGUCCAUCCACCAGCCUCGUUAUUCCAUCUUCCGUCUGUUUGACAGUCUGACUCUGCUGGUUAGCGGUAAACAGGUUUACCACGGCCCCGCUCAGAGUGCUCUAGACUACUUCUCUAACAUCGGAUACACUUGUGAAGCCCACAACAACCCGGCUGACUUCUUCCUGGACGUGAUCAAUGGAGAUUCUACCUCCAUCGCCUUCGACAGGAUAACGGAAGGAGACAACUCUGACCCAGACAGGGUAACCACUUCCAGGCAGAACAUCGAGGACCAUCUGGUCCAGGAGUACCGGGGCAGUCAGUACUAUGGAGAAACCAAGGCUCAGUUAGAACGCAUCACCAUGAACAGAGAGUACAGUGUGAAGACUCCCUCUCGGACCAUCACGUACAACACCUCCUUCUCUACUCAGUUCAGAUGGGUCCUGAAGAGAACCUUCACUAACCUCAUCCUCAACCCUCAGACAUCCUUCGCUCAGAUUGGAGUGACUGUGUUCCUGGCCCUCAUCGUUGGUGCCAUAUUCUUUGGAGUGAAGAAUGACCAGAGUGGCUUACAGAACAGGAUGGGUGCUCUAUUCUUCAUCACCACCAAUCAGUGUUUCAGUUCCGUGUCUUCUGCUGAGCUCUUCAUCACCGAGAGAAAACUGUUCAUUCAUGAGUACAUCAGCGGUUACUACAGAGUAUCAGUCUACUUCCUGUGUAAGUUACUCAGUGACAUCAUCACCUUAAGGACACUCCCUGCCAUCUUCUUCAGCUGUGUGGCUUACUUCAUGAUCGGGUUUAAAGCUACAGUGGAGGCCUUCUUCCUGUUCAUGUUGACCGUAGCUCUGGUAGCCUAUACAGCUACUGCUAUGACCAUGGCUAUAUCAGCUGACCAGAGUGUUGUGGCGAUUGCCAACAUCUUCAUGACCAUAGCCUUCGUCUUCAUGAUGAUCUUCUCAGGCCUGUUGGUGAACCUGCCCAGUAUUGUUGAGUGGCUAGCCUGGUUCCAGUACCUCAGCAUCCCUCGGUAUGGACUAACAGCUCUCCAAAUUAAUGAGUUUGUAGGUCUCCAGUUCUGUGGAGACAUUCCCCUCAACGGCACCUUGCCCCCUGGUAUGACAUGCACUGGGGAAGACUUUCUGAAGAACCAGGGGAUCGACUACACCACGUGGGGGCUGUGGCAGAAUCACGUUGCCCUGGCGAUCAUGACCGUAAUCUUCCUGGCGAUCGCAUACUUCAAACUACGCUUCACUAAGAAGUUCACAUAGAGGUCAGGGGUCACGGGUUAAGCCUUUUGUACACCUUCCCGUUCCUUGCCGUCCCCUUGGCUCAAACGAAAUGCUGCAAUAUCCAACUUCCACUUCUGUCCGCAUGGGACUCUGAAAUGUCAGCAUGGACUAUGAAAUGUCAGCAUCCGAAGGACAUUUUUCAACGCAGAUGCGGACGGGAGCAGGUGUUUCGAUUGAAGCGGAAGUUGAAAUUAGGUAUUUAGAGGUCAGGGGCAAUGCUCCUUUUAAUUGUUUUUGGGGUACUGAGCAAAUUUCAGGUUUAGUGAGAGGAAACUUGAAAGUUGUGAGUAUUCUGUGCAACUUCCAGCGCACGUUUCCACUGAGGCUGUAACCGUACAGUUUUAGACAGUAGCCAACAGGCUGUAGUGUACCCUUACAGUUUUAGACAGUAGCCAACAGGCUGUAGUGUACCCUUACAGUUUUAGACAGCA